AAAUUUUACUCGGACAUUUCCAUCACAUAUGUUGGCUUCAUUGCUAAUUUUCUUUUAUUCUAUGAUGUUGGUAUCAGGAAAAACUAUGGGAAUGUUGACAUACAUGUGGAGAGACAACUUAUGCCCCGUGUUCUUGCUGGUACCAAUGGCCCCACUGAUUGGAAUGAAGCUUUGGAUAUUAUUUCUUUUGGUUCUCCUGAGCAGUCUGUUGAAGGAAUGAAAGUCGUGUGUCAUGAGCUGACACAAGCCACUAAUGAUCCAGAAGGCAGUGCAAUGGAUGAACUUAUUAAAGAUGCAGACAGACUUGUUUCAUGCCUUGCAAACAAGGUUGCCAAGACCUUUGAUUUCAGCUUGACAGGAGCAUCAUCUAGAUCUUGUAAAUAUGUUCUCAACACCCUCAUGCAGACAUUUCAAAACAAGAGACUGGCUUAUGCUGUCAAGGAAAGCACUCUUGAUAGUCUAAUUAUUGAGCUCCUUAUGUGGCUGUUGGAUGAGAGAGUUCCACAUAUGGAUGAUGGCAGCCAGCUUUUAAAAGCUUUGAAUGUUCUGAUGCUAAAGAUUCUAGAUAAUGCAGAUCGAACUUCAUCCUUUGUUGUUCUCAUCAAUCUCUUACGUCCAUUAGAUCCUUGAAGGUGGCCCUCACCUGCAUCAAAUGAGACAUUUGCUGUCAGAAAUCAGAAGUUCUC
Messenger RNA from Humulus lupulus (European hop), 686 nucleotides. RefSeq names its product protein MOR1-like. The transcript is spliced from 5 exons. Gene Ontology annotation, biological process: mitotic spindle organization; establishment or maintenance of microtubule cytoskeleton polarity; microtubule polymerization. The record is from RefSeq and is a predicted model, not a curated record. NCBI's taxonomy places the organism in Eukaryota, Viridiplantae, Streptophyta, Magnoliopsida, Rosales, Cannabaceae. Bases 121 to 630 code for a protein of 169 amino acids. Gene Ontology annotation, cellular component: kinetochore; spindle pole; centrosome. Gene Ontology annotation, molecular function: microtubule plus-end binding; microtubule plus end polymerase activity.